AUGGAGAAGAAGGUGGCCAUAGUUGGAGCAGGGAUAAGUGGCUUGGUUGCAUGCAAGCACUUAGUUGAAAAGGGCUUCAAACCGGUUGUCUUUGAAGCCGGUUCAUGCAUCGGCGGCGUUUGGGCUCAAACACUGGGCUCAACUAAGCUCCAGUCUACGAGGCUGUCGUACCAGUUUUCCGACUUCCCGUGGCCGGAGACGGUGACGGAGAUGUUCCCUUCGCACGUGCAAGUCAUGGAGUACUUGGAAUCAUACUCGCGGCACUUUGAUCUCCUUCGUUAUAUCCGAUUUGGUGCAAAGGUGGUGGGAAUGGAGUUAGCCGGAGUUGAUGAGGAUGAGAUGGGUUGCUGGGAACUUUGGUCUGGCAACGGAGAGGCUUUCUCCAGCGGUGGCCGGAGAGGAAUGUGGAGACUUACUGUACAACUUGAGAAAGAACAGUGCAAUGAGGUGGGUCUUUAUUCUUUGCAUAUUUUUCCUUGCAAAACCUCGUAAUUCCAUUGGUGUUGGAUUUCCUGAACU
Messenger RNA from Dioscorea cayenensis subsp. rotundata (Guinea yam), 519 nucleotides. Its product is annotated as probable flavin-containing monooxygenase 1. NCBI's taxonomy places the organism in Eukaryota, Viridiplantae, Streptophyta, Magnoliopsida, Dioscoreales, Dioscoreaceae. The transcript has a single exon. Gene Ontology annotation, molecular function: N,N-dimethylaniline monooxygenase activity; NADP binding; flavin adenine dinucleotide binding. The record is from RefSeq and is a predicted model, not a curated record. The coding region runs from base 1 to 492 and encodes 163 amino acids.